CGCCGUACGUGCUCACUCUCCCUUGCUGGCGAUGAGGCACAAGAGCCUUGCGUCCGGAAGCGUUGGCGCCGGGGCGAAUGCAUAGGGUCGAGUCGUGCUGACAUGCCGUUUCUUUCCUCACAGAAUUCGUGCUUCGAGACGGCGUCGCCGCAGAUCGGCUGCGCGGUUACGGACCAGAGCUGCCAGUGUGCCAAGUCCAAGGAGCUGCGCGAGAAGGUCACGCCCUGCGUCACGACGUCUUGCUCUCUUGAGGAUGCAAUCAGUGAGUGACCCGAUGCACUCACCCUUUUUUCUGACCCCCCUUUGUGCAAUUGCGAGGGAAAGCCCGUCUUUCGUUUUCUGCCUUCAUACCAGGCUGACCAAUGCUUCUUAUUCCUUGACAGAGGUGAACGACGUCACCGG
This is a messenger RNA of Aplosporella prunicola CBS 121167, 402 nucleotides long. RefSeq lists its product as uncharacterized. Lineage: Eukaryota; Fungi; Ascomycota; Dothideomycetes; Botryosphaeriales; Aplosporellaceae. The transcript has a single exon. The record is from RefSeq and is a predicted model, not a curated record. The coding region runs from base 103 to 270 and encodes 55 amino acids.